Molecule: messenger RNA, 4266 nt
Organism: Anolis carolinensis (green anole)
Lineage: Eukaryota; Metazoa; Chordata; Lepidosauria; Squamata; Anolidae
Gene: rfx6
Product: regulatory factor X6
Exons: 19
Coding region: 16-3300 (1094 amino acids)
Biological process (GO): regulation of transcription by RNA polymerase II
Molecular function (GO): RNA polymerase II cis-regulatory region sequence-specific DNA binding; DNA-binding transcription factor activity, RNA polymerase II-specific
Source: RefSeq, a predicted model, not a curated record
UGGGCGCAAUGGGUCAUGUUAAGUUUGGUGGCUCCUCAUCGUUGGUCCAAGAGGCUGGAACAAGGGAGGAAUAUCAGAAACUCCCGGCUCCGGCUUCUGAAGAACCUGCGUGUGGCGGCGAUCCCGCUGGGGGCAAGAGGACGGCGCUCUGUACAUGCUCCAAAGAACUGCCGUCUUUAUUGGCUGGCCAGUGGAGAAGAGGAGCGCUUCUUUUCCCCCUGCCAGGGAGGGGAGGAGGGAGAGGGAGGCGGCGGAGGGGCAGGUGCGCGGGUGGGGUGGGCAGGGCCUCCCUCUCCAGGGACCGAUGGGGCCUUCCUCCUCCUCCUCCUCCUCCUCCUCCUCCUCCCCUUCCUUUUCCUCCCGGGACAGGACCGCGCUUUAAAAGCCCCCAGCGCGACUGCUGAGCAUCUCCCAUCGCCUUGCACCUGCUGCUGCCCUCCAGGUGGGCGCCUCCUCCUCCUCCUCCUCCUCCUCCUCCUCCGUCUCCUUGCCUGUCGCCUCUUCUCUGGGCCUCCCUCCGCCAAGCUGCCCCAUGGACAGGGCAUGAAGAUGGCCAGCAGGAGCCCCGCCGGGAGCGAAGGAGGAGCCGCCUUGGGCGCCGAGGAGCAGGGAGCCCAGCAUCACCGCCGCCGCUAUCCCGAGGAGGAAGAGCAGGAGCCGGGCCGGGCCCAAGAGGGGCUGCUGCUGCCCCGGGCCUUGCCCGCUCUGGGCGCCGGGAUCAAGGCAGAAAUUCAUUUUAGCAGUGAAGCCCUGUCUUCAGAAGAGGAGAAUGGAGAGACCCAUGAAAGAAAGAUAACAUCUCUCAACAAACAUUUGGCUCCAAAGAAAACCAUCACUCAGAUUAUGAAGGAUAAAAAGAAGCAGACUCAGCUCACCUUGCAAUGGCUUGAAGAGAACUAUAUUGUAUGUGAAGGAGUUUGUUUGCCAAGGUGCAUCCUGUAUGCACAUUACCUGGAUUUCUGCAGGAAGGAGAAACUUGAACCUGCCUGUGCUGCAACGUUUGGCAAGACUAUUCGCCAAAAGUUUCCUCUUCUCACCACAAGACGCCUGGGCACAAGAGGCCAUUCAAAAUAUCACUAUUAUGGAAUUGGCAUCAAAGAAAGCAGCGCAUACUAUCAUUCUGUGUAUUCUGGGAAAGGUUUGACAAGGUUUUCUGGGAGCAAGAUGAAGAAUGAGGGUGGAUUCACCCGGAAAUAUUCCCUGAGCAGCAAAACAGGAACACUUCUUCCAGAAUUCCCCAGCGCUCAGCAUCUUGUUCUGGACAGGUGCAUCUCUAAAGAAAAGGUAGACACCCUUAUCAUGAUGUAUAAAACCCACUGCCAGUGUGUCCUUGACAAUGCAAUUAAUGGCAACUUUGAAGAGAUCCAGCAUUUCUUGUUACAUUUCUGGCAAGGAAUGCCUGACCACCUUCUUCCCCUGCUUGAAAACCCUGUGAUCAUUGACAUCUUCUGUGUUUGCGACUCUAUACUAUACAAGGUUCUGACAGAUGUCCUAAUUCCUGCAACUAUGCAAGAGAUGCCAGAAAGUUUAUUGGCUGAUAUUAGAAGUUUUGCUAAAAACUGGGAACACUGGAUUGUUUCAUCACUAGAAAAUUUACCAGAAGAUCUCACAACAAAGAAGCUACCAAUUGCACGAAGAUUUGUAUCUUCUCUGAAGCGACAAACAUCUUUUUUGCACUUAGCCCAGAUUGCUCGACCAGCUCUUUUUGAUCAACACAUUGUGAAUGCCAUGGUUGCUGAUAUUGACAAAGUUGAUCUCUACAGUAUUGGGACUCAGGCAUUGCUUGCAGUUUCUGGAAGCAUGGACUCAGAUGGGGAGAGCUACAUUGAAUAUGACUCUAUUACAGUGUUUCAAGAACUGAAAGACCUUUUAAAGAAGAAUGCCACUGUGGAGUCAUUUAUUGAAUGGCUGGAUACUGUGGUUGAGCAAAGGGUUAUCAAGGCAAGCAAACAGAAUGGCCGAUCACUAAAGAAGAGGGCACAAGACUUUCUUCUCAAAUGGAGCUUUUUUGGAGCUCGUGUUAUGCACAAUCUCACUCUGAACAAUGCAUCAAGCUUUGGUUCAUUUCAUGUAAUCCGCAUGCUUUUAGAUGAAUAUAUCUUGCUUGCCAUGGAGACCCAAUUCAACAAUGACAAAGAACAAGAACUCCAGAACUUAUUGGACAAAUAUAUGAAGAAUCUGGAUGCCAGUAAAGCUGCUUUUACAGCAUCUCCUAGCUCUUGUUUCCUGGCCAACCGCAACAAGGCUGGUACAAUUUCUAAUGAUGCUUCAGUGAAAAAUGAAUGCCUUUUGGAGCAAACCUACUUCCCUGUGUCAACCAGCCAACUCAGUGGCAUAUCUUCUAGUCUGAACCCCUUUGCCAUAGGGAACAAUGAGAAUAUGCAGCUGACAGGUCAAGUGGAUCAUUCUCAUAGUGCUGAACAUCUCAUGACUCCACCCAUUUCUCCUGCCAUGGUCAGUCGAGGAAGUGUGAUCAACCAGGGACCCAUGGCUGGCAGGCCUCCAAGUGUGGGCCCACCACUGCCUACACAUUCCCACUGCUCCUCAUAUUCGGAACCCCUUUAUCAGACACACGUGCCACAAACUAACCAAAACUUCUAUGGUGUUGGUUAUUCAGCCAUGUUCAGACCCCAGGUGCAUUCAUCCUCUGGAGCCUAUCAACAGCAUAGGGUGGAGCCCAGCCACUUGACAGCCACGAAUGAGCAACAACGCUUCUCCAGAGACUACUUCAGCAGUAGCUGUGCAGUGUCUCCCUACAGUACCAGGUCACCUUCUCAGUAUGGAUCCUCUUCAAGUGUGCAGGACACACACAGCGUGCAGUACUUGAACAGUGGGGGCUACAAUUUUAUGAACAAUUCUGCAACCAAUUCUUGUCAGGCCUCAUCAUAUUCCUCAACUGCUUCCAAUGGUUUCUAUGGAAACAAUAUAAACUAUUCUGAAUCCCACAGACUUGGACCUAUGGUAGAUCAGCAUGUUUCUGUUAUCAGCAGCAUAAGCAGCAUCCGACCCCUGCCUCCAUACAGUGACAUUCAUGAUCCACUCAGCAUCUUAGAGGAUACUGGAAGGAAACAGGGAACACCCUAUUACUCAGAUGCCUCCAUAGCAUGCCGAAACCAUAUCAAUUCAGAUAUGCAGCCUGCUCUGUCUGCAUCCUCCUCCCAAUGUAUGUAUGGGCAUUCUAGACAGUGUCCUUCUCAGGAAACAAUGGACUCUUCUGGUCAAGGCAGCAGUGAGAUGGUUUCAUCCUUACCACCAAUCAACACUGUCUUCAUGGGAACUGCUGGUGCUGGAGGCACCUAAGUUAUAGAAGUAGCUGCAUUUCUUCUUACUGAAAUGCUUCCGCCUGUGAUGACUGGAAUGGAAAAGUGGACAAGUAUUACAUGCUCACCCAAGAUUUACGUACAGUAGAGUCUCACUUAUCCAACACUCGCUUAUCCAACGUUCUGGAUUAUCCAACGCAUUUUUGUAGCCAAUGUUUUCAAUAUAUCAUGAUAUUUUGGUGCAAAAUUCGUAAAUACAGUAAUUACUAUGUAGCAUUACUGCGUAUUGAACUACUUUUUCUGCCAAAUUAGUGGUAUAACAUGAUGUUUUGGUGCUUAAUUUGUAAAAUCAUAACCUAAUUUGGUGUUUAAUAGGCUUCUCCUUAAUCUCUCCUUAUUAUCCAACAUAUUCGCUUAUCCAACGUUCUGCUGGCCCGUUUAUGUUGGAUAAGUGAGACUCUACUGUACUUCUGAUUAGACAUGUAUUAGUUUGCACUACUAUAAGACUGUAUUCUUUCCCCACUUUUCUUUUCUUCUCCUCUUUUCUUUUUCCCUUUCCCCCCAUUUUUCCUUUUUCUUUCCCUUUCACCCUUUCUUUUGUUUUCUUUUGGAUGGCUAAAGCCAGUAUGCUCCACCAUUUGUGAUUUUGCACUGGCAAUCCAAAUAUUAUGGUCCAUAAUUACAAGGAGAAGGAGGAGAGAAGGAAGAAAGGAAGAAAAGAACAGAGUUCUUCUGAUAUCUCCUUAUUGAAAUACUUUUUCUGUCCCUCUUAUAUACUUUUUGUUAAAUGUAAAAACAAUUAUUUAAUAGAUGUGGUUUUCUUUAUUUAUUGAGACUGCGGAGUUGUUUACAUGAAGUUCUGUUGACCAGAUUGUCAAAAAUAUGUGUUCUACCUCCCACAUGAAUGUUUACAAGGCUUUUUUUAAAAAAAAAAAAUAGCUUCAGACCAGUCUAGACCAAGCUUACAUUUUCCAGUCUCAUAGAUUAAAGAGCUCAUUUCAAGUGG